Messenger RNA from Ectocarpus sp. CCAP 1310/34, 2502 nucleotides. The record is from the annotation of a GenBank genome assembly. NCBI's taxonomy places the organism in Eukaryota, Phaeophyceae, Ectocarpales, Ectocarpaceae.
AUGGCCUUCGACUACGCCCAGGAGGACGAGAGGGAAGCGCUCGGCCGUAAACUCAGGUGCUGGUGUCAGGGGUUCGGGAGGAGGGUCGGGGAGGAAGCGCGUACGACCCAGACCCAGAGCUCCAGGGGGGAUUGGUCUACAAGCGCGAAGAUGGAGGCCCUCCUUCGCAAAGAGCAAGCAAAUGCUGAAGCCGACGCCGAGGAGGCGCGAAAGGCGGCCAGGGCGGAGCCAGCCUUUGGUCCUGGACGCCAGACUCGAGGUGGGCAGAGGAGAAGAAGUGCAGUCGGGGGUGUAGGGAAGGAAAGCCGCAAGAAGAUUUGCGGCAAGCCGGAGUGUGGAUGGGUGCCGACUGCCGCGGGUCACCAGUGCACUAGGUGUCCCGCGGGGGUUGUCCACUGGGCAAGAGAUAGGCUGUGUACCGCAUGCCAUCAACGGGAAGACGGGAGUGGGUUCACGCACCUGUUGAACACCCGCAUUGCCUCGGCCCGCCAACUUGUGGGCAACCUGCCGUCUGAUGAGGCGGGGGUUGUACGUAUGCUGCGAACGUACAACCCUCAGUCUGGCCACUGUGUCUGCCGGCGAGACGGCUGCCUCAUUUCCCGCCUGGGUCGCUACGAAAAGGGGAGGGCUACGCCAACAUGUCAGGGUCCUGGGGACGGAAAGCCGUGUCAGGUCAAAGGAAAGUUUUGGGCGAAGCGGAAAAAGUAUGCGGUGGCCGAGGAUGGAGAAGGUGGGGAGGCGGGGGCGUCAACGGGAGGCGGAGGUGUGCGGUGUCAGGCCUGCUAUGUACAGCGGCGCCGCUCUUUCGAUGUGUCUCGACUGACACGAGCGGCAGGGGAUGACCGAUCCGGUGUUGCACAAGCUUCCACCUUGUCGGUGGCGCCUGCCAGCGGGGGGGCGGACGUUGUGACUACCAGUGGCCAGAGGCAAGGGACAGUCGGGGGAGCGUCCACCGACGAGGGCUCUGGCGUUGCGGCUGCCCAGGCGCGUGUGCGAAAAGUCAAAGCGGCGUCGAUUGUGUGCUCUCGUGUGGAAGGAUCCGUUAGAGGCGGAGAGAUCCUUUACUGGAAGGAUGUCGCGGAGUGGCUGAUGGCCGAGCGAGCUAAACUCGGCGAGGAUGAACUUGUUGUCAGAGGAGAUGGCCGCGAGAAGGCACUCUGCUUGUUCCCCAAGGAUCUUCGGGACGAGGUUGUCGUUGGAUACCUCCCGCGGAUGCGUGCGGCGGAGGCGGCGACUCUGAAGUCUGAGCUGGAACGGGUUGCCAAAGACCCUGCGCGUCCCCUCGACCCUGUCUGUCAGGAGCAGAGGAUGGCGGUUGUCAAGACUGCGGGCGAGAUUGUCCGGCGCGAUAUUGAACUGGAGAAGAGCCUGAGGAACGCGCCCGGCCCGGGGACGGCGAACAUCUACAUGGAGCAGUUGGAGCGGCAGGUGGAGCCCACGGCGGAAACCUCUCCGAUGCCCCCUACGGUGGUGGGGUUGUUCCAGAGCGUGAUCGACGAGGACUUGACAGGCGAGCUAAACCCUGCGGAGCAGCCCAAGGUGAAGUCGACCGACGACGCAGCGCCAGCGCCGUGCAAGGUGUGGGAGCGAGGGUGGCGAGAUGGGUUCAAGAAGAGCGUCGGUGACGCCACCGACGACUCCGCAGGCGGGUCGGACAACUGUGAUUCUGAGCCCGGAGUCGGAGUGAGGCAGGGAGAAGGUCCGCAUAUCCCGUGUGUGGUGUGUGUGGCGUUAUGGGCGGGGGCGGAGGUGGGCAUGCUCGAGGACGCAAGCAUGUUGAAGCGAAUCCGCGAUUUGAGUUUGGACGACAUCCUCCUCGAAUCUGACCCGGCGGAGGGAGAGCGGCGGUAUGGAGCUUUCUUCGCUACGCUCCUCGGCGCCGUGUCGAAGUCCGAGCGGAUGAGGUCGACGGAGGGCGGUCCGUUGUGGUGCUUCGAGGCCCAACUCAGGGAGGAUAUUUCGCUGGAGGUGAGGUCAAACACUACAGGGCGGUAUGCUUUCAUCCAACGCGCCAGCACCAAGAGCUACACCGAGAUGAAGGGGAUAAUUGACCGUAUCCUUGGCAUAUGGCGCGGCACCGACGCAGGCAACGAUGGAGCACCGUGUAUUAUCGCCGGGGAUGAGGAGACAUACCGCUUCAUAUACCACCUCAUGAAGCAGGGCCCCGAUAACUACCGACAAAUCCGACGGUAUCCGGGAGACUGGCAUCUUCUGCUGCACAUGGCCAAGGCUCUUCUCAAGCGGUACUGGGGGGCUGGUAUCGAAAUCGUGGCGUGUGGUUUGACUUUAUGUGCGCCCUAACGCCACACUCUAGCUGUCGCCUUGUCCGAUGGUGAUCCGUGAGUGUUUUGGUGUGUAGUCGUACGGGAAUAAUUGUUGUUUUUUUCAUUUACAAAUCGGCGAAGGAGUUAGUCCAAAUAGUUUUGACCAUUUACGAGAUGUUCAUCUGUGACUUAUUCUGCUUCAUUUUUUUUUCUUUAUCAUUUGUUGAUAUCUCAUUGG